GGACCCACGGUUGGUUACAGGUGACGGGAUGUUUUCUUUGUCUACAUCUUUGAAAUUUCAACCUUCACGAUUCUUCUUUUGUCUAGACUGAAGUUUCUUUGUGAUUGCAACUACCAUAUCUUCCUCUUUUAGCUGAAACGGUGUCUCUUCUAUCCAAUACCGCAACACUCCAAAGUACCUAUAUGUAUCACAACUCUUCUGGAACUUCUGUUAGACUCUUCAAAACCUAAACUCAUAUAGCUACUCUUCAUCUCUUCAAAAUGCCACGCAUAUUCCAAUUUCCAGAAACGAUGGAGGAAUGGGAAGACCAAAUCCGACGUUACAGAGUGACAAAUACGAUCCAAACCCUGCGGCCUAUGCAAUCAGCGUCUCGAACAACAAUUGCGCAAUUCUUGUCGCUGAGGAUCCUGUACCAGACUAAACGCGCUUCCCGUUUCAAUGCAGCAGACUGGGGGCUUGGUGCACAUCGCACAACAGCCCGCCAACAUCUACAAGGCUGCCCCGAGUUUCAGGCAUACCUCCAAAACGUCGCCCUUGAUGCCGGAGUUGCGCAGCAAGGCCAGCCCCAGGUUCUCCAGCUGGGAAUAUUCGAGCUUCCGCGAGAACAACAACGACACGUACAGGAUCUCAGAAUAUACUUGGGCCAAAGAGCGAUAACCCCAGGGUCUACAGCCCUUAAUGUGCUUCCGACCGCUGACGAGGAGACGGUAAACUUUGCUCUCGUAGAUUUUCUGCAGGCAAUCUGCCUAAAGUUCCCAGGCGUGUAUUCCCGCUGGGUUCCCACCAGGUUCUGUAUGAGAGCCAAUUUCAGCCAAGAUAACUAUACAGCCAUUACAGACGGAGGCCUCUCCAUCUGGGGGGAGCCCGAAAACAUACACGCUCUGAUUGAGUGUAAAGCUCCUAAUAGACGUGAUGCUCUACCGUCGGUACAGCUCCAGGAGGCUUCUCAGAUAGUCGCAUGGCUGAAGCAGGAGCAUCGCCCUGCAAGUGGUGAUACUGGAAGAGUCUUCCUUGUCUCCCAGAAUGGGAUUGAGAUAUACCUGACACUGGGUACCCUUGACAGACGGUACUGGAGGUAUCUGGCGCAUGACCGGCGGACUUCAAAAUUCCUAGAAUUGCAUCGAUAUGGCCCAUGGGUUAUCACCAACGCCCACGAUAUGGAAGCGCUUGCGGAGAUUAUCUUGGCGUUUACCUUGAACGUCGGAGAUGGCAAUUGAAUAGCUCCCCUUCCCUCU
Molecule: messenger RNA, 1235 nt
Organism: Paecilomyces variotii
Lineage: Eukaryota; Fungi; Ascomycota; Eurotiomycetes; Eurotiales; Thermoascaceae
Exons: 2
Coding region: 261-1217 (318 amino acids)
Source: RefSeq, a predicted model, not a curated record